CUCUCUCUCUCUCUCUCUCUCUCUAGCUGGCUUACAAAGUAAAAGGAAAGCCAUACGACAGAUCAUUCCAGCCAGAAGAUUCAUUUACAAUGAGAGAGGUAGCGGGAGCCUCUUCGAGCUUUGUACUUGAUGAUCUGGAGCCAGCUACACUCUAUGAGGUCUACGUUGUAGCGUCCACAAGCAAAGGGAAGGGAGAGUCUAGUCAGCAUGUUGAAGGAUUCACGGAACCUCCUGCAGCUGACGAGCUUCCAAAGCCCAACCCACCAGUGAUAGUGUCUUCCCCUGACGGUUCGUCUACCAUUCAGUUUAGCGAUGUGCUUGAAUCUCCAUAUAUAACGCACAUACUUGUUGCUGUUGAAGAGAGACGUCCGUUAGCAAGGCGCCGACGUCAACAGGCAGCGUAUGGAUCCUAUGCCGAGAAUCCCUCCUCAUACAUAGCAGCUAACAUCAGCAAAGAUGAUCUUCCGAUAGAGCUAACUAUAGGGGAUAAUGAGACCUAUGGAAAUUACCACAAUGCACCCCUCAGAGACAAGGCGAUAUAUGAUGUACGAACAGGUGUUGAGAGCAAUGUUGGAGGACAGAAAUCCACUCUGUUCGGAGAUUCGUCUGAAGUACAAACAGGUAGGAUGGCCUAUUUUAUGAGAGUCUUGCAGUUGAAAUCGCUUUUGCUUUUGAAUGGAAAUUCUGGAGUUCCUUCAGGUUUCAUAGCAACUGUCGUAGGAGGCGCUGUUGGUGCUUUUUUUGUGAUUGUUAUCGUUAUAAUUCUCAUCAUCAUCUUUUACAAGCGAAGAAGCAAUGAAUCAGCCCCUGCUAAGUCUAAAGGGAAGGAGUCCGAUUCGUCUCCGCAGUAUGAGAACCCUGUAUUUGAUCCGUCAAAGACAGACGCCCACACCUAUCAAGACCUGCACACUGACAGCCACACCUACCAAGGUGUUAAUACCGAUGAGCAGAGCUACCAGAAUCUUGCUGACCCUCAUACCUACCAAGAUCUCAAGAAACCUGAUCAAGAAGCUAUAUACGAAGAUGUAACUGACGCCAUGAACAGAGACUAUGUCAACGUAGUGAAGAAGAAUUGAAUACACGAGAUGAAGAAAGUCCAUUAAGAUGAUUUUGAGUUAUCAAAAAAAUAGUUUUUAUAAUUUUAAGGGGAAAUAUAUUACAAAUAUAUGUCUAUGUCUUUAUAAUUUCCGGAAGAUGAAACCAUGCUUCAUCACUUAUCGUAAAAUAUCAAAUUUAAUCUUUAAAACUGAAAGAAAAACUGUGCUGAUGGACUGUGGCGUCUCCUCUUAAGUAUCCAAAUGGAAUACCAUGACGAAAAGCUGUCUCAUGGCUUCGUUUUCAUUCACCAUCUCUACUCGCCUUACUACCAAAUCUGUUAAUAUCGGGGAUCAGUUGAAAUACAACCUUUUAAAAUAAUAAUGAUUCGCACAGGUCGGACGAAUUUGGGUAAAAAUAGUUGCACACCUUGGGUACCACACUACAUGAAAGUAAAGGUAUGCGAUUAGUUUCUUUAAAGCCUAUCUGUACUAGUUUGGCCAGGAGGGAUUAGACCUCCCUGUAUGGUCACUGACAGGUGAUUAUCUCAUGAAAUCAGCUCGCAAUUAACAUAUGAAAAAGGGUACCGUGGGGGCACCAAUGGUCACCACUUAGGCAUUCUAUUGAUUACUUGUGUUAAUGCCUCUCGUUGCUGGUGGAAAGCAUUAUUACAGCAUCGAUGAACAAGAAUGAAUAAAUUAUCAAUUAUUAUUAUUA
Strongylocentrotus purpuratus (purple sea urchin) is the source of this 1752-nucleotide messenger RNA. Its product is annotated as putative tyrosine-protein kinase Wsck. Lineage: Eukaryota; Metazoa; Echinodermata; Echinoidea; Camarodonta; Strongylocentrotidae. The record is from RefSeq and is a predicted model, not a curated record. The transcript has 6 exons. Gene Ontology annotation, molecular function: protein binding. Bases 90 to 1076 code for a protein of 328 amino acids.